Cuscuta europaea is the source of this 1466-nucleotide messenger RNA. The record is from the annotation of a GenBank genome assembly. Lineage: Eukaryota; Viridiplantae; Streptophyta; Magnoliopsida; Solanales; Convolvulaceae.
AUUUGCCCAAAACAAUCUGGUCAAUCAUAAAACCUCUACGCGCCGCCUGUGUGCAGCGCAAGAAAUCUUGUGUUCAAAGAAACCAUACUAUAUAUUCCGUUGUAGCAAAAACAACAACAUACAUUCCCAGAUUAGCUCUCAUUUUCUGUGGUCAUCUUCGUUUAAUCUCUUGUUUAGCUUGAUGUGAAGAUUUCUCUUGGGUGAAUCAUUUUGAGCAUUUCAAUUGCUUUUUGUAAAAAAGUCGCAAGGAUGAUGAGAAUUGAUUUUAGUGGGAUCGAAUCAACUGCCCCUUUUCGUGUGGAGAAUUCUGAGUUGUUUGAUGGAAUUCCGAGAGCCCCAUCUUUCCAGAUCCCAAAUGCUACUGAUUUCGAUGGGUUUCAGAAGGAAGCGAUCCAAAUGGUGAAGCCUGCUAAGGGAACCACCACCUUAGCCUUUAUUUUUAAGGAUGGUGUGAUUAUGGCAGCUGAUUCUCGUGCUAGUAUGGGAGGAUACAUAUCAUCACAGUCUGUGAAAAAGAUCAUUGAAAUAAAUCCAUAUAUGCUGGGCACACUGGCAGGAGGUGCUGCUGAUUGCCAGUUCUGGCACAGGAAUCUUGGAGUCAAGUGUCGUCUCCAUGAGCUGGCAAAUAAAAGAAGAAUUUCAAUUGCUGGAGCUUCAAAGUUGUUGGCUAACAUUUUAUAUUCUUACCGUGGAAUGGGCUUAUCAGUUGGAACUAUGAUCGCUGGUUGGGAUGAAAAGGGUCCAGGACUAUAUUAUGUGGAUAGUGAAGGUGGACGGCUAAAGGGAAACAGGUUCUCUGUGGGAUCUGGUUCUCCAUAUGCUUAUGGAGUUCUGGAUAAUGGGUAUCGAUAUGAUUUGUCUGUUGAAGAAGCAGCAGAGUUGGGAAAACGGGCUAUUUAUCAUGCAACAUUCCGAGAUGGGGCCAGUGGAGGUGUUGCCAGUGUUUAUCAUGUUGGCCCAAAUGGAUGGAAGAAACUAUUGGGUGAUGAUGUUGGAGAGCUUUACUACCAUUACAAUCCCGUUGAGCCUGCAGCAGUGGAACAUGAAAUGACUGAUGUGCCUGUUGCCUGAGACCCCUCCCCCCAAACUGACAGUGUAUCUUGAUUUGACCUGCUUAUUUCCUUUUCCUGUUUCUAUGCACAAUCUUACAUGCUUUGAUUUGAUCAGAUCUGAAGUUGUCAUCCUUCUUGACUAUGUAUCAACACUGUAAUAUUGUUUAUCUGAUUAUGUAAGAGCUCUAGCUCCAAAUUUAGUCAUUUUGAAUAUGAUACUUGAUCAGGUCAUUGCAUGCCUGUAGUUGUAUCAUACUGGAGUCGUUCAUCAGCUUGUUAACAAUUUCUCUUAGAUAUACCUGUAUUCAACAUUUAAACGCAUGAAAACCACAGUUAAGUGUGGUUGGAGAUGAACAACUGUAUUUGCUGGCUGAGAAAAAAGCUAUGGUCAUACGGAUAUUAUAAACACAGGUC